Molecule: messenger RNA, 1122 nt
Organism: Fulvia fulva
Lineage: Eukaryota; Fungi; Ascomycota; Dothideomycetes; Mycosphaerellales; Mycosphaerellaceae
Exons: 2
Coding region: 1-1122 (373 amino acids)
Source: RefSeq, a predicted model, not a curated record
AUGGCCUCGAUAUGUACCAGAUGCUCUCUUCGCCUGCGUAGAGCCGCCCAGACCGAAUCCCAGCACCUCUCGAAACGAUCAUUCUCCAGCACCACGAGCCGACAACGCGGAAAUCUACCCUCAUUCCACGAGUCGUCCCACGAAGAGCUCCAGAAUGUCCUCUCCUCAGUGCGCGAAAAGUACUUCAUCCCCGCCUACAUGCACAAGCAAGAACACAAGCUCGUGACCAAGCAGAAAUUCCGGCAGCAACUCAUCGACAACCCCCAAACAGCCAUAGUCGGCGGCGAGGAGAUCACCCUACAGCCCAUCAACCCGCGGGAAGGAUGGCCACAUAGACGAUCAAUCGUUGCGAAGGCGAUCAAUGGUAUCAUCAACGGCGAAACGAAAGACUGGCUGAACCUCCCAAUGCUUCUCCAAGGACUGAAUGAAGGCGUCAAGAAGGCCGCGUCGGACUCAUUGAUGGAGAAGAUCGUGCGGAAAGCUUUCCAAGCAAAGCAGCUCGGAGUGGUCAUUGGAUGUCUACACCAAGCAGAGCAGACGGGCAUGACCUUGAAGAGUGACCCUGUUCUCAGGGCAUUCCUAGCUGGUCUGCACGAUCUGGCGCAGGAGUCGGGGUGGAAUAAGGGUGCUUUGGAGAGAGCGCUGCGGGAUGCAAAGGUAAUCUCGCAGCUGUUAGAGUCGAAGAAGCACGGAACAGAAGGGACGGUCAGGAAAGAUGAUCCUAGGAUAAGACCCGAGGUGUUGGGUGUAUUUCUUGAGCUGGCGAGUGUGUACGCGUGGAAAUACGACGGGAAAAGGGAUACGGAGGGCUUGGUGAAGGCGUAUGCUGAGAGACUGCUUAGCAAUUUGAGCAAGAGGCAGAUCAAGCCACGCGCCUUGAAACUACUGGAACGAAGUAAGCAGUGGCCGAUGCUGCAAGCAAUACCCAUCUGGCAUGGUCUUAGCCUUGCUGAGAAGAUCCUCGGGAAGGAUAUGCCGCAGCGUCAAGCCGCGAGCAAGGCCGUCGCGGAAUAUGAGGUCGCUCUUCGAGGUCUUGCGGCUGAGCUCGAAGCCCGCAAUCCAGCGGAAGGUACUUAUGAACAUCAAGCAUUGGAGGCUUGGAGACGAUGCAUCAGAGACUAG